AUGCUUAAGUUGUAUCUUAACUACAUCUCCCAACCUUCAAAAGCAGUUGCUGUGCUUUGAAAAAUGGGAGGAAUUCAGGUUGAAGAAAUCAAGGUGGUUCUCAAGAACCAUCAACACCGUAAGAGUGACUUCAUGAAAGUCAAUCCUCUGGGGACAGUUCCAAUCUUGAUUGAUGGAGAUGAUAAGAUUGUUGAAUCUAAUGCUAUCUUGAAAUAUCUAUGUCGCAAGUAUGAUCUUUCAAAGGAUCUAUAUCCAAGAGGGGAUCCAUUAUCUCUUGCCAAGGUUGAUGCUACACUUGACUUGAAUUCCCACACUGUGAGACCAACAAUAAUGCCAUAUGUCCAACAAAGUGUCUUUAGAAUCGUCCUAGGAAUGGGCCCUUGUGAAGAAAAGAGGAUGAAAUUCAUCACAAAAGGAGCUCAUAGUACUCUGAAGAGGUUAGACUGGAUUCUCUCAGAGCCAGAGAUUCCGUUUUUCACCUUAAAUACCAAGACUAUUGCAGACCUGCAGAUCUUUGAGGAGCUACACUUCAUGCAUGAGCUCUCUGAUAUCAAGAUGCAUCAAUACAAACAUUUGGGUGCCUGGUACGACAAGAUGUUCAAGAAGGAGGAGAUCCAGCACUAUCACAAAUUGAUGGAGGAACAAGUCAACGAAGACUUCGGUACUGACUUCAAGUUCACUGCAACCUAA
Molecule: messenger RNA, 690 nt
Organism: Moneuplotes crassus
Lineage: Eukaryota; Ciliophora; Spirotrichea; Euplotida; Euplotidae
Source: the annotation of a GenBank genome assembly